This is a messenger RNA of Pundamilia nyererei, 5686 nucleotides long. It is a transcript of the gene spef2, whose product is annotated as sperm flagellar 2. Gene Ontology annotation, cellular component: sperm midpiece; manchette. Gene Ontology annotation, biological process: sperm axoneme assembly. Bases 133 to 5295 code for a protein of 1720 amino acids. Gene Ontology annotation, molecular function: protein binding. The transcript has 39 exons. The record is from RefSeq and is a predicted model, not a curated record. NCBI's taxonomy places the organism in Eukaryota, Metazoa, Chordata, Actinopteri, Cichliformes, Cichlidae.
CAUGGCAACGGUGUACCAGUGGGAUAUGCUCCGCUGUUUUUUCUGACGUUAUCCUGGGGCUAAAAUGUCAUAGUCUUAGUAGCGUUAGGUGGUGUGUUGUCUGAGUAUAAAUGUAAGAGCUGAAAAAGUACGAUGUCGGAUAUAUUGUGCCGGUGGCUGAACCAGGAGCUCCAGCUGUCAAAGGCUGUAGAGCCAAAGACCAUUGCCAAAGAUUUCGCCAGUGGUUACCUAAUGGGGGAAGUUUUGCAUAAAUAUCAGCUGCAAAACGAUUUCAAUAUGUUUAUGAAGAAAGACACCUCUGUCUCCAAACUGAAUAAUUUUACCCGCCUUGAGCCUACUCUCCAAUUACUUGGGAUCUCCUUCGACAUAAACACAGCCCAAGACCUAAUUCAGGAGAAGCAGGGGGCUGCCACACGCCUCCUAUACCAACUCUAUGUCUCACUUGAGAAGAACAGGAAAGCAGAAAUUAGUGGGACAAUGAUGGAAAUUAUGCAGCCAGCAGGAUGUGCAAGCCUGCACAAAAAGGAGCAUCAGAUCUAUUCUGACCGACUGCGUCAGGUGGUGAAACGUGAUACAGAAUUGAAACUUCAGAAAAUUUCCCAGCACUAUGAGGAGAAAUUCCAGCAGUUUGUGGUGACCCCUCCGAUCGAGCAGAAGAGACAAGUCAAAGUCCAGGAUGAGAAAAGACUGAAGAAUAUUGACAAGUUGCAGGCAUUUCAUCAGAAGCACAAAGGCAUGACUUUUAACCAGACCACUUAUAUGCAGGUGCCUAAGCCACCUCCAUACAUUUCACAGCUCAGCCUAAAGAAGAGACAGCAGCAGCAGAAGCGCAAAGAACGACAAGCACAGAUAGUCCAGACUGAAAUAGCCCAGUUUGAGACAAACAGGAAGAUGGUAAUUACUGCUGGGUUAUCAUCAAGUGGUCAGUCCCCCAUAGAUUUUUCCCUUGGUAGCAGCAGUCAGGGCCGUGAUUUGCUUGGACGUGGAAAUAAGGUGAUGUUACAGUCCAGCAACAGAUACAUACAAGAAAUCCGAAAGAGGCUGGAGGAAAAUGCUGUAGCUUGCAAGGAGAGAGAGAAAAGACAAGACAGAUUCCUGGUGGAGCAGCUCAAGGUCCAUGAAGCUCAGGAGGAGGCACGACGAGAGGAGCAACUGGUGAAGCGACUGACACGUCAGACUCAGCAGGAGCAGCGUUUGGCAACCCAGCUACUUCAGAUACGUAUGCAGAAGGAGGUCAUCCGAGAGAACCGCCUGUUCAGAGAACAGCAGUACCAGCAGCGGAGAGAGAGAGACUUCCAGGAAGCUCUGGACAGGGAGGCGGCUCUGGCUCAGCAGGCUAAGUUGGAUCGUGCAGAAGAGAUCAAAAAGGAGCUUGAAUUCUGUAACAGGAUUGCUGUUGAGAGAACUCAAAGGAAAUAUAAGAAGCAUUUUGAGAACUGCAGGGGCAUUUUGGAGCAGAUAAUGGACUUGGCCACAAAGGUUGGAGAAUAUCGACUGCUCAAUGGAAAUCGGAUUCCAGAGAAGCUGAUGAGAGAGUGGAAGGAAUUGCUGUUCAGUGGUCUUCCACUUUACGAGCCAGUAAAGGACCGCCAGCCAGGGUUUGGGUUCCGUGAACCACUAGACACUAUAGAGCUUCAGAAGCAGGAGAUACUCAACAACCAGGACUAUGAUGAAUACACUAAUAUGAUGGGUGAGUGGGGAUGGCCAGAGGAAGCUGUGGAAGUGAAAUUACCCGUGACCAACAAUGAUAUUCUUGGGUACAUUGUCCAACGACUGAGGAACGUUGUUGAUCCACCCAUCACUGAACCAUCAUCAUCCCUAUUUCCACACUUUAUCCUUAAGGCCUGUGUCCUUGGAAAGUUUUGCUCUGGCAAGACCACCUGCCUGUCCAAGAUUGCUGAAGCACAUGGCAUCUACGUCUUAUCGACUGAUACUUUGAUUGAAGAGGCACUGAAUGCUCACAAGAACGGAGAGAAGGGCACAGCGCAGCAGCGUGAGGAAGACAAUGAGCAACCUCUCGCAAACACAUCAGUGAAAUCUGAUCUUGAAAACCAAGAAGAAAAUAGAGCUGGUAAUGCAACACUUUCGAAGCGAGCCAUACAAGGAGCUGCUGUGGAAAAAGAGCUGAGGAAAGGGAACACUAUCCCUAAUGAGCUGUUAGUGGACAUUAUAGUAGAGGCGAUCAGUCAGCUUCCAUCUCAGUCAGGUUGGAUUCUGGAUGGAUUCCCAUUUGACAUCGCUCAGGCACAUCUUCUAGAGAAAGCCCUUGGUGGAGAUGUAUCCUUAGAAAAGGAAGUUGUAAAUAGCAGCAAGAACCUUGCUAAAGAUCCCAAUCCACCAAAACCUCCACCACCCCCUGCACCUGUGCUGGACCUGGUUUUGCUCCUGGAUAUCCCUGAUGAGCAUGCAAUCAGUCGUGGAUACACUAAAAUGGAUCUGGACGAUGCUCCUAGAACCUCCCAGCAUGCAGACAAGAAUGUGUAUCUGGCACAGAUUGGACACAGGAUAACAGCUUUUCAGGAUACCUGGCCAAAACUGGAGAAAUGGUUUGGCGAAAAGCAAAACAUUUUGGUCCGUGUUGAUGCAGAUGUAGACGUUCAGGAGCUUUACAGUAGGGUGGAGUCUAUCCUGCAUCAAGCUAUGUUGAAAACACAGGGAGCUUUUUCCAGUCCUCCUGUUGAAGAUGCCGUACUAGACAGUGCAAAAGCUCCCAAGUUGUCCUCUUCAAGUGUACCUUCAGGUGUAGACCAGCCUACAGCUCUCACUGAAGAAACUAUUGAGCCCACAGAGUCCUGCUCCAGCCUUAAAGAGGAAGAGGUCCAAAGUCUCAGAGGGCCCAGUAGGAGUGCAUCAGUAUCCUCAGUGUGCAGUGUUAGCUGUCAAGGAGCCCCCAAAAACUCACCUAAGUCUAAGUCUUUCUGCCCCCGAUCAUCUGUCCAGCUCUAUGUGAAUGAGCCACUUCCUCCAGAGAUCCCAGAGUACCUGUGCUCAUACUGGGACACAUUGUGCGAUUCUUAUGUAGACGAUGUAAAGACGGUGAUGCAAGAGCUGCGCUUGCAACGCUCUGUUAUCAACCAUCACCUGUUUAAUAUCAGAGAGCAUUACAAACAUUAUUUGGGGCGCCCAGACUUAAAGCAGGAGUUAGUGUCUCAAUGGCAGAAGAACUUCAACAGCAUACCCGAUGAUAUGAAAGAAGAUGAGGAUACCAAAGAAGAGCUACAUCUGAGAUUGGAUGAGCUACGUGAACGUUUGUGGGACAUUACUGACAAGCGUAAGGAGCAGGAUGAGCAAGAGAGGGCUUCUCUCAUGAGUGAUGGUUGGUUGGAGGAGCACAUUGUUGUUCUCGUCAACCACCACUCUAUACUUACGCAGGUGGAGUUGAACCGCUUCCAGGAGACGCUCUGUAUUCUCAGGGUCUACUAUUUAAGCAUGUGUGGACAGAUGCUUCCCAAACCACUCUCAACUUUUUUUUAUGUUCCUUUAAUGGAAAACACAGAAAAUAAGGAUCAGGAUGAGAGUAGUGAACCACCAGGAUCAAGUUUGUGCAAUCUGGAUGAAGGAGAGGACAAGAAGAAGUUACAUUUUACUCCACUCACCAGACAUCCUGGAGCCUCUGGAAGGGUCUCCAAGACAAAAGGCCAAGAUCAGCCAGAACCUGUUCAACCACCACACGAAAAACUGAUAUCUGGCUAUGAGGAAGCACUCACAGCUAUCAGCAAUCUGGUGUCAGGAGAAACAGACCGGUCGGAGAUAAAAGAGCAGGACGAGAAACUACCAGAGAAAGAAAAGGAGAAAGCCUCCACAAGUGAAAAUAAAACCAACAAACAAAAGGAGUCAUCCAAAAAAGAUCAGUCAUCCCUACCACAGACACCCAGCCAGGCAACAGCCGAGGAGAGAAACUCAGAGAAGCCUUAUAAUCCUAAAGUUAGAGAAAAAUUGCACGGAGAAUAUUCAGCUGCAGUAACUCAUGAGGAGGAUGCGGUAAAGGCCCGCAUUGCACUGGUGAAAGCUCAUGGUCUGGUGAUGGUACAGUCUCUGCAAAGCACAGUAGAAGAGAUUUUUGGCAACAUGGAGAAGUGGCUACACGAACGCUAUCUUGCAGAAAUGAAGAGCAUUGACCAAUUAACAGAAGUGGUUCACCACCAUAUAGAGACUGGUGCUAAGUUGAAGAAUGAGCUGGUGUUGGAGUGUUCUGACUUCUAUCUGAAUGGAGACUGCCGUGUGGUUGCUAGCCCACUUCCCCCUCCCCGUCCACCUCCUUUGGAGAAACCCAUGAGGUCCACCCCAACCAUAGCUCAGCUAGAGUUACUGUACCAGCAGCUAUACAGCAUUUCUCCAUCAGGCUUCAUGUCUACGUCUGGGUUCUUCAGUUUGCUCAAAGAUAUCAUAACUACUAACAUGGGCAAAGACACCUUGCCUGAGCCCUGGAUGGACAAAAGUGAAUCGCAGUUGAUGGAGAUUGUGUCUUCAUUGACGGACAGCUAUGAGCUGGUAGACUGGCGUCGGUUUCUGCUCAGUGCUGCUCUUCCUUGGCCAUUUCCUUUGUUAAGUCAGCUGCUGGAUGUGCUACAACAGUUCAAGGCAGCAGAUACUGGUGACACAGGCUAUAUAAAUGAGGAGAACUACUUGAGAACAGAGUUGUGGUUCUCCACUGAAAGUGUCCAGACUGUUCCCGAGGACCCCUCUGAGCCUGUACCUUAUGUGCGUCUGGCCAACCUUCGCAAGUUCUUUUUCCACAUGUUUGCAGACCACUCCUUCUCUCCCUCUCAAUUGGAUUAUGUGUCCAUGCUGAAGUACUUUGCUGCAGACCCCAACCCCACACAGGGCUUCAUCCGAGCACUUAGCGUGGUCCUUGGUCAAAAACUCACGCAUUUCUCACUGAGCCAUCUUGUCAAAUCUAUGCCCAUCAUAGAAGAGAAUGCAGACCUCUCCUCCUCUGAACUUGACUACAAGGAAGAAGGGGCUCUCAGUGCAUCAAGCAUUUUGGGGGAUGAGCAGGAAGUGUCGAUCCCUGCUCUCCUUUCUGUCAUCUGCCACAAAAUCACUAAGAUGGAAGACAAAAGCCACGUUCCCUCCGGCAGCCCGAAUCAGAAGGAGCACACUGCGAACCUGGUGGAAGUAUUCAGAGAGCUGGGAUAUGAUCCUGAGGACCAUGUCCCUUUUUCCAUUCUCUCUCAGCAUCCUUCUGUUCUGUCGCUGAUGGAGAGUUGUACACACCACCAGCUUGUGAACAUUCAUGGAGUGUUACUGGACAGUCAGCAUGGAGGAGAGACUAACAGCUCAACACUUUCAUAAAGGAUAAGAUAAAGACAUAAUUCUGGCCGCACUGUGAAGAACUCUAACUUGGGAAAUGCACAUGUGGAUGCUUUUGAAGUGUUCUAAUUACUUUAAUGUUUAAAAUGCUAUGUUAAUAGGUGUGCAUCCAUACACUGGUGUUGUACUACAUAUUUGGGAUGGGAACAAUAACAUCUGGUGGUGGAUUGAACUUUCAUGACUGAGGUGCUUCUUUUUUAAUGAACUCUGUGCAUUGUCCAGGAUAAUUCAGAUGUCAAGCCUGACUUGUCCGUCACUUCCUACUGUGGCACCAACAACCCUAUCAUAGUUCAUUCAGGAUGUAUGUGUUAUGGUAGCAGCUUUUCACUUUUUUCAUAAACGGAGAAGUAUGAAUAAAUGAUAUUUCAACAAA